This is a messenger RNA of Arachis ipaensis, 787 nucleotides long. Its product is annotated as inorganic phosphate transporter 1-4-like. Gene Ontology annotation, cellular component: membrane. Gene Ontology annotation, biological process: phosphate ion transport; transmembrane transport. Gene Ontology annotation, molecular function: phosphate transmembrane transporter activity. NCBI's taxonomy places the organism in Eukaryota, Viridiplantae, Streptophyta, Magnoliopsida, Fabales, Fabaceae. The record is from RefSeq and is a predicted model, not a curated record.
AUGCUUUUUGUAGUAAUUUUUUUUAAGUCUAAAAAUUAUAUUAUAUAUGAUCCCUUGUUAAGAGCUCUGGUUAGGAAGAUCCAAUUCGAUAAGUUUGUUAAGCGGCAUGGGCUUCACCUUGUUGGAACCGCCACAACUUGGUUCCUUUUGGAUAUUGCUUACUACAGCCAGAAUCUGUUCCAGAAAGAUAUCUUCAGUGCCAUCGGUUGGAUCCCAGCCGCGAAGACAAUGAACGCAAUUGAAGAGGUUUACAAGAUUGCGAGAGCACAGACUUUGAUUGCACUGUGCAGCACUGUUCCCGGUUACUGGUUCACGGUGGCACUCAUUGAUAGGGUGGGGAGGUUUUCCAUUCAGUUGAUGGGGUUCUUCUUCAUGACAGUUUUCAUGUUUGCAUUGGCAAUACCUUAUCAUCAUUGGACUUUGGAGGGAAACCAGAUUGGCUUUGUUGUCAUGUAUUCAUUGACGUUCUUCUUCGCCAACUUUGGACCCAAUGCCACCAGUUUUGUGGUCCCUGCCGAGAUCUUCCCUGCUAGGCUCCGAUCAACAUGUCAUGGCAUCUCAGCUGCUGCAGGCAAAGCUGGAGCUAUGGUUGGUGCUUUUGGAUUUGUUUACGCUGAGAACGGAAUUGGCAUCAGGAACACCCUUAUCAUCAUGGCUGUCGUUAACGUCUGUGGCUUCUUCUUCACAUUCUUGGUUCCUGAAUCCAAAGGAAAAUCACUUGAAGAAAUGUCUGGUGAGCUUCAGGACCAACAAGCUGUGGAUAAUAAUAACGUUGUUUAAGCUUUAA